AGAUCUUGGAACAUAACUGAAUAGCCCAAUUCAUAUCCAGCUCAGCGCCUAAGGAUUACGGAUCUUUCGCAAACUCUUCAGUACGCCGGCGUAUUCCAAAAAAGCAAUAUGUCUCGCCCCUCGCGCUCCGCGCGCGCGUAUUCUGACUUCGACUACGACGAUCGAAGCCGUUAUAGAAGCCGGAUGAAUCGUCAUGAAGAUUCAGAUGACAGCGAUGCACCCACUGUGGUAGACUCUCGUCGGCCUGCACCUUCGGCGAGAGACGAUCGGCGCUACAACAGACAUCGCCAACCGUCAUCCCCAUCACGAUAUUCAUCCGCUUCUGACCGGCGAUCGUACGCAUCAGAUCAGCGUUCCUCUUAUCCUCGGUCGAGAGCUGGUCGUGAACCCUCGUCUUCCUCCACCUUUUAUUCGAGCGCCUCGACUGCCCCUAGGGCCCAGAGUGAGCCGCGCCGCGAGGAUGAUAAAAGAGGAAAGAUUGCGCUUGCAAUGGGCAUAUUCGCCGUUGGUGCUCUAUGGUGGAUGUCCAAGAAUAGGAGUGAGCACGGUGGUCGCCAGCAGCUGGUCGAGAGGAGACGCAAUUUCGAUAAAGAGAAGGCACGCCGGCGACGUGAAGAAGAAGACAGGGAGCGGCGAGAGGAAUGGGAGGAUGACCGUGUCGCUGAGGAGGAGAGCACAAUCGUGUCUCGUAGCCGGAUGAUAGACUACGGGCCUACAAGAUCACGGUCAAGGGCAGCUUCACGGUCGAAUCUCGAUGAGCGCAUAGACGAUCGAAGCCGUUCUAGAAUCCGUGACGACGACGAGAACGAAGAUCAGACCGAAGGUAGAUCCUCUGAACGUACGACAGGAGAUUAUCGAAGUAGGAGCUCGCAUAAUCAGUCCGUACGAUAGCUUAUAAUCGUCUCUAAUAUUAAUCAAAUUAUAUCCUUAAUAC
Messenger RNA from Dissoconium aciculare CBS 342.82, 934 nucleotides. RefSeq lists its product as uncharacterized. Bases 109 to 891 code for a protein of 260 amino acids. The record is from RefSeq and is a predicted model, not a curated record. Lineage: Eukaryota; Fungi; Ascomycota; Dothideomycetes; Mycosphaerellales; Dissoconiaceae. The transcript has a single exon.